AUGGAGAAUUCAAGAUAUCAAAAAAAGUGGUCUCGGCAUUUGACGCUAAAUGAAAUAGUUGAAAAGUUAGAAGAGGAUGAUGAAGAGGAAGUACCUGAUUCCAUUAUCAUUCUGCCUCCUGAAAACUGCAAUGCUGAUGUCACUGAUGAGGAUUCAGGUGAUGAAAACCAAGUUUCUCUAGACAAUUUACCCGGAUCUCAGUUACGGGCGCUGGGAGAAGCCUGUUUCCAGUCUGAAAAUUGUAGUGAUGAGGAUGAUGACAUACCACUCAUGCAGUUAUCUAUACGCAGACGCGUGGUUUCUACUGAAUCAGAUCUCGCUUCUCAGUCAACAUCCACCAUCGAGUCUACGGGUCAUAUUAUAACUGUCUCCAAAAAAAAGACAUAUGAUUGGGUGUCACGGGACAUUCGCCCAAGUUUUGAGCCAUGGCAACAUAUGCAGACCACCAGAACUCAAUUUAGCCCUUUACAAUAUUUUCAAUUGGUGUUUGGCGAAGACAUUAUAAAUAUGUUUGUACAUUACACAAAUUUAUAUGUAGCCAAAAAAAAUGCAAACACGCCUGCUGCCAAAGUCAGCAAAGACGAAAUACUUUGCUUUUUAGGCAUUCUUCUUUACAGUGGAUAUGUGGUGCUGCCUAGGAGAUCUAUGUACUGGCAAAACGCUGCAGAUUGUGGCAUGCCUUUAGUAUACAACGCCAUGUCCAGAGACAGAUUCACGUUCAUUAUGACAAAUUUUCACUGCUGUGACAAUACAAAUCUAAACACCAGUGAUAAGUUUGCAAAGUUACGUGAACUGUUUGAUUUGCUAAAUAAAAGUUUUGUUGCCAAUGCACCGUAUGAAGAACAUUAUAGCAUUGAUGAAGCGAUGGUUCCGUAUUACGGCGGUCACCCAUGUAAACAGUUUAUAAGAGGAAAGCCCAUAAGGUGGGGAUACAAGUUUUGGGUCGGAGCAACACGUUUAGGUUAUAUAGUUUGGUUUGAUCCAUACCAAGGACAGUCAACUGCUACUUCAAACAAAUAUAAACUGGCUUUGGGUUUAGGUGCAAGCGUGGUCUUGCAAUAUGCAGAUGUGCUGCAAGAAAUCAAUAAUCGAGCUCCGUUCCACUUGUUUUUCGAUAACUUCUUUACAUCCAUCUAUCUGAUUGAUGAACUGAGAGUUCGAGGAAUAAAGGCCACUGGAACUGUUCGCGAAAAUCGCACAGCUAAAUGUCCUUUGCCUACCAACAAACAACUGCAGAAGACCCCACGAGGGACAUUCAAACACCAGUCUACUAGGGCAGAGCAAAUUUUAGUAUGCAAGUGGCAUGAUAACAGCGUUGUGAGUGUUGCAUCAAAUGCCGCUACGAUUCAGCCUGUAACAAAAGUAAAAAGAUUUUCACAGCAAGAAAAAAAAUAUGUACUUGUUGAUCAGCCAUCUGUCGUUAAGAAAUAUGAUGAAAACAUGGGGGGAGUCGAUAGAUCCGAUCAAAAUAUAGGUCUGUACAGAACGUCAAUUAGGGGAAAGAAAUGGUACUUCUCUUUGAUUUGCCACGGAUUGGACAUGGCCUUACAUAAUUCUUGGCAACUAUACAAAAACAACGGAGGUGAAUAUGACUUCCUUCACUUCCGCAGAAGUGUGGCAACAGCUCUUCUGGAAACGUAUAAGAAAAGAUCAGAUCGUAAAGCAACUCGUGUCUCCCAAAAUUUUCGCGAAGAUUCCCGAUUUGAUGGAAAAGAUCACCUAAUCAGAUACAGAGACAAUCAACUUCGGUGA
Molecule: messenger RNA, 1752 nt
Organism: Spodoptera litura
Lineage: Eukaryota; Metazoa; Arthropoda; Insecta; Lepidoptera; Noctuidae
Source: RefSeq, a predicted model, not a curated record